Pocillopora verrucosa is the source of this 2734-nucleotide messenger RNA. The record is from RefSeq and is a predicted model, not a curated record. NCBI's taxonomy places the organism in Eukaryota, Metazoa, Cnidaria, Anthozoa, Scleractinia, Pocilloporidae.
CACAAGAUUCCGUCGUUGUUAACUGGCUGGAAUAUAAUGGCAAAGCUGAAAAGUCGUAAUAAUUUAAAGCUUAUCGCUGGAGUUGUCGCUUUAGCUGGAGUCGUUCUUCUUAUCGUUGGAAUUGUUUUGAUCGCAAAAGCCAAUAAUGAGGAAUGUACAAGUAGCGAAGAACCUGAGACGGGUCGAUGUGGUUAUUCCUCAGAAGCGAAGCGAGCGGGCUUAGAUAAAUUUCUCCAGAAAGUUCAAGACACGUACUUCGAACUUCACCCUCAAGACUUGAUUUUCAAACCCGGUGGUGUAAAACCAGACGAGUAUUUGGCUGAGUUCAAACCGUACAAUCCAGAACCCGGAAACUUGAAGCGAAUCACGGACACUGCGCGACAACUGGUAAAGCAAUUGAAAGAUUUGGGUGUUAACACGCUUUUCUUGAAGCCGCGUGAGAAAAAAGCCCUGGCGCAAGUUAAGCACUACCUCCAAAACAAUUUUGGACAACCCUACGAUUCAAAUUACUACGCUGGCGAUUUUCUUAUGGGGCCGAAUCUUUUUUGUUGGCAACCAAUUUGCGACGUUGGGCACCACGAUAUCCGAAUGGGUCUUGGAAAUUUACACCCGCGAGACCUAACUCAAUUACGUGUGUUUCUUGAUAAGACAAAGUUAGUGGCACACACUUUCUCGACAUACAUCGAAAACUUGCGGAUCGGUGUCACGGCUGGUAUGGUGCGCUCAAAAGAGGAAUGCAGUGCUGGACUUAAAUCAUUCAAACGAAGGUAUUUGCAAGUAUCGCUGCAAGGCGUAAAAGGGAUUCACCACGAAUACUUCAUGAAGCCAAUAUUUUCUGAACAAUUCGUAUCUGACUUAAAACCAUCCCACUUGGAAGAGUGGAAAAAGGACAAUGGGAAGACUGUAAACGAGUCCAUUCGGGAAUACGCCGAAGAAUAUAUUGGUAGACCCAUCCAUGAUGUAAUCAGAUUCCUAGAAACAGAGAACCUCAUGCACUGUGUGCCGAGCUCCAUCUCCAGCGGUCUGGCAGAGCUUCCACUCUCAUCUGUGUACGUAAAUGGGAGUCGAACAGCGGUGAGCACAACUAAACAGCUGCCAACCGGUGAAACGUUGGACGGCAAGAAAGCUUACGAAUCGAUCUUACCUUAUUUCACGACAACAAGCUUGUCACCGGACGAAAUUCACCAACUUGGGAACGAAAUGUUAGCGAAACUGUAUCCAGAGGUUCUUGAAAUCGCACGCAGUGUGACGAACCAGGCCAAUAAUGACACUGCAAAGGACCUCUUCAUCAAGCGCCUGAAUGAAUCAGACAUGUACUUCACAGACAAACCAAUCCCUGCCAACGAAUCAGACGAAAAUGCGUUUAACCUCUGCAGCUCUGAGGAAGGAGCGAAGAAGUAUUGUCCAAAACGCUGGGAAGCCAUGCAGAAGUGGAUUGCGGAAGCUAGGAAGGUGAUGGGUAUGUUGGAUCCUCAGACAAUAGACAUGUUUUAUUUUUCCGGCUCUAAAUACACCACACCAAACUGUCCAGUGGACAUGGCGCCAAACUUCAACCCGUCAAGCGGGGCACAGAGUUACUCGCGAAGUACAAAAGACUGUAUCAGGAAUUCUCGUUACAGAAUUCCGUUUUUUCUCGAUAGGCCUGGACCCUUGUAUGAGGAAUGGACCGUCAACGCGCAUGAAGCGAGACCUGGACAUCACACUCAGGUCCAAGGCUUAAUCGAGCAUUUCCGAGACAGCUGUGGAGGUGUGAUUACUUGGCUAGACACUAAUACCAGGUACACUGCCUUUUCAGAGGGUUGGGCAUUAUAUGCUGAGAACCCACUGAUUGCUCGCGACACAAACGUCUAUGAAAAGGAACCUCUUCAGAAAUACGGAAUGCUCAAAUGGCAGGUUUGGCGCGCUCUUCGCCUCAUUGUAGACACAGGAUUGCAUUACAAAGGUUUCUCAAGAGCUCAGGCGCUUCGUUACUUCGCCGACUACGCGUGGGAUACGAGUGACAUAGCUCAGAAAGAAGUCACAAGAUAUCAGAGCGAUCCUGGACAAGCAACUGCGUACAUGAUUGGUCAGCUUAAAAUUCUGGAGCUGCGAAAAUACGCCACUAAGGAACUCGGUGACGAUUUCAACCUUAAAGACUUUCACUUCUAUCUCUUAGCGCAAGGAUCUGCUCCAAUCAGCUUUCUGGAGGACAGUAUUCAUGAGUAUGUUCGAUGUGCAAAGGAAAAGGAACAAGAAGGUUGCGAUGCUGUUCUAAACCCUGUUGUUCCGGAGGAAGAGCAAGUCACUGAAUUUCUCGGGGUGAUUGGGCAAGAAAGCUUCGAGCCCAUAGAAAAACCCCCACGAGAGGAUUACAUAUAAACUUCCUUUCUAUCCAUAGUCGAUAAUAACGAUAAUAAUUCUGUUGUGAAAAAGAUGACAAUGACUAUGGCGUGCGUUGGCGGUGACAUCGUAACAGAGACUGUUAACUUCUAGAUGCAUUGUAUAGGCCUCGACCGGAAGGAACGACAACUUAGUAAUAGUUGUCCAUUUGCGUGAACUAGGUUAUUACCCGAGCUCAAAUUUUUAACCUGAUCUGUUCAUGUUAGUUUACCAUGGUUACGACUUAGCCCCAAUAUAACGUGAAUAUUUGCAUGUGUCAUUCCCUCAUAUAUUUUUUUCCUUUUUCUCCUUAUGUUUGAUGCAAUAUUUAUGCUAUAUUCGCUUUGCUCAGGAUAAAUAUAUUGUAAUUCCCUCA